Molecule: messenger RNA, 432 nt
Organism: Darwinula stevensoni
Lineage: Eukaryota; Metazoa; Arthropoda; Ostracoda; Podocopida; Darwinulidae
Source: the annotation of a GenBank genome assembly
CGACGUGUCAAAGCAAAGGAGCGGAUCGCCACUGAAACAUGGGAACUGGUUAAGCGCAAAAUUGUGCAGGAAUGGAGUCCUGAGCAGAUAGCAGGGUGGUUAGAAAAGGAAGGUCAACCAAGAGUGAGUCACGAGCGAAUUUAUCAGUACCUGUUAAAAGAUAAGCAGUUGGGUGGCAAACUGUACAAGUCGCUACGGAAUCAACAGAAACGACGCAAACGGUACGGAAGUUAUGACCGCAGAGGCCAGCUACCAGAGAGAGUCUCGAUUGAUGAACGUCCUCAGAUUGUCGAGGAGCGCAGACGAAUUGGUGAUAUGGAGAUUGAUACCGUGAUUGGCAAAGGGCAUCAAGGGGGUCUCGUGACCAUUGUCGACCGCACCUCGCGUUACACGUUUAUCCAGCGAGUGACAAGCAAACAAGCCCAAGAAGUC